Molecule: messenger RNA, 201 nt
Organism: Bipolaris victoriae FI3
Lineage: Eukaryota; Fungi; Ascomycota; Dothideomycetes; Pleosporales; Pleosporaceae
Exons: 1
Source: RefSeq, a predicted model, not a curated record
CAAGGCAUCCCGAUUCCGCCAUGUGACACCAGUAGUGACGUGCGCGACCGAUUCUGGGUAGCGCACGACACAGCUUGCCAACCACGAGCAGGUAUACACAUAGGGUUCACGAAGAAGUUGCAUCGCUUCUCUCAGCCGGUAGCCCUACAGCUAAGUCCAUUGUCUACGAUGACGCAACCUCUCUGCCCAACGAGGAGUUGA